Jatropha curcas is the source of this 1249-nucleotide messenger RNA. Its product is annotated as protein RADIALIS-like 3. The record is from RefSeq and is a predicted model, not a curated record. Gene Ontology annotation, molecular function: DNA-binding transcription factor activity. Lineage: Eukaryota; Viridiplantae; Streptophyta; Magnoliopsida; Malpighiales; Euphorbiaceae.
CUGAUAUUUUUACAUGUGAUUAUGGCUGUAGUUUCGGAUCUAACAACAAUUGGAAUCCAAUGCUAUUAGGAAAAGAAUUGGGAUUCUGCUUCUUGCAAGAAAUGGUUGGUAAAGAAUUCAAUUUUGUCUUUUUGUGAUUAUUGGUUUCCCGAUUUGAACCAAAUUGUCAAAUACUGUAUUAUUUUAUUCCAUUUUUAUCAGUUUUUUUAUAUAUAUCUCUCUCAUUGCUUACGCCUGGAUCUAGACUAAGCAGGGCCAAUUGUCUCUGACACAAAGGAACUCCCUUUAAAAAAACAAAUAAAAGGAGAAGAUUUGCUGCAAGAUUCAAAUAUCUGACAUGCUCCCAACAAGUGAGGGGUGUUAGAAUCUUGUCAAAAGAAACAAACGAAAUACCAGAAAAGAUUCUGAAUUUUCUGAUACUCGUUUCGAUGAAUACUAUAAUAGUAUGAUGUGAAUGACAAAGUGGGUUUUCUUUAGUUUUCUCAAAAAAGAGUUUGUUGUGAGAAAAGAAUGGAAGAUCUUCAAAAAAUGUUAUAUGGGUGGAGCUGGGAAGAGAACAAGCUAUUUGAGCUAGCUUUAGCAGUGGUUGACGAACAAGACCCUGAUAGAUGGGAAGCGGUUGCAUCAAUGAUUGGAGGAAAGAAAAGUGCAGAAGAUGUGCAAAAACAUUAUGUUAUUCUUCUGAAGGAUUUGCAGUGUAUAGAGUCUGGUGAAUUUGAUCAUACCCUUGUUGGAGAAAAUCAGGCUUUUGUUCAAGUUGACUUUACUCGAUCUGUUUUUUGGACAGAAGACGACCACAAAUUACUGGUGCAAUUGGAAAUAAAUUGAUUGGUAAGGCUAAUGGAAAAUUGGCAGUUCAUCAGAAAGCAGAGACGUUCCAGUCCGAGGUUUGCCUGGAAAGAACGGAAGGCAUCCACAUAAAUUGAUGAUGAUGGGAUUAUUGUUUUUAUUAUUAGUUUUGUCUAUAAAGCAGCGCCAGUCACCAGUUAUCAGAAUAUCCCAACCUAUACGUAACAGAUGGACUUGGAAAACUCUUUUAUUUUGGUUGUCGUUUUAUUAUUUUUGAGAACUUUGAAUUGUAACAGAGCAUCAAUUUGUCAAUGGCUCCAUCUGUUCCUUGUUUUAGAUUUUUUUUUUUUUUUUCUUUUGGGUGUUAUAACAGACGUGUAUUUUCGUCUGAUGUCCGGUGAGAUUAGAUCAUUGUAUACAUUUAGUGAGCCUCCACAUCAACUCUUUCAAAUUAAUAUAA